GUGAGACGGACCAAACGGGAGAAGGCUGAAAGCAUGCUGCGCAACGAUUCGCUAAGCUCCGACCAAUCGGAAUCUCUGCGUCCACCACCGCCGAGACCCUACAAGUCGAAGAGAGGGCUGGGGGCCGGAGGGAAGAGGCAAACCAGCGUCAGCAGUUCAGAGGAGGAGGGGGGGACCACGCCUGAGUACAGCAGCUGCGAGGAUGCUGAGAUCGAAAGCGUCAGCGAGAGAGGCGACUGGGAGUGUUACCCACAUGACCCCACCGUAUGGCAUUCAGCGUUUUCAUCUAUCUGCCGUUUCCUAUUACAGCAUCCUGUAACCUGGCAGCCGUCCAAGGAAGGAGACCAUCUGAUUGGACGAAUCACCCUCAGCAAGAGGAGCGCCACCAUGCCUAAAGAAGCCGGGGCUCUGCUGGGGUUAAAGGUGGUGGGAGGCAGAAUAACAGAGUCAGGGAGAUUAGGGGCCUUCAUCACUAAAGUCAAGAAGGGAAGCCUGGCUGACGUGGUGGGGCAUCUGAGAGCAGGGGAUGAGGUUUUACAGUGGAAUGGGAAGCUGUUACCGGGGGCGACCAUGAAGGAAGUUUACAAUAUCAUCCUGGAGUCUCAAGCGGAGCCUCAAGUGGAGCUAGUGGUUUCCAGGCCUAUUGGUGAUAUCCCAAGAAUCCCCGACACGUCCCACCCUCCAUUAGAAUCUAGUUCCAGUUCAUUUGAGUCCCAGAAGAUGGAGAGACCAUCCUUAAACGUCCUAUCUCCCUCCAGUCCUGGGAUGCUCCAAGACGCUCCACAGCUAAUGCCUGGACAGCUCUCAGUGAAGCUAUGGUAUGACAAAGUGGGUCACCAGCUAAUAGUCAACGUGAUUCAGGCUACAGAGCUUCCUCUCCGGCCUGACGGGCGGCCCAGAAGCGCCUACGUCAAAAUGUACUUCCUCCCUGACCGGAGUGACAAGAGCAAACGGAGGACAAAAACAAUGAAGAAAACCUGUGAGCCCAAGUGGAACCAAACAUUCGUCUACACUCACGUCCAUCGCAGGGAUUUCCGCAAUCACAUGCUGGAGCUAACCGUGUGGGACCAGCCCAGGUCUCCAGAGGAGGACAGCACUUUUAUGGGAGAGAUCCUGAUAGAGCUGGAGACGGCCUUGCUGGACGACAAACCUCACUCGUAUCCACUCCAAACCCACGAUGUCUCAUCCAUACCGCUACCCCAACCUUCCCCAUACCUGCCCCGACGACAAACACAGCCUGACACCACAGGCAGGAAGCUGCAGCGUUCUCAGCGUGUAACAGACCCUGAAUAUGAUGAGGGUACAGCAGUAGUGUCUAAAGCAGACGGACGUGGCAGGGAGAGGCAACGGGAGUCCACGUCUACCCUGGAGGUGCCCGAUCAGCAGAGGACGCCCGCCCAUCACAUACGUUCCCGAUCGGUCUCCCCGCACCGCGAGGAGCAGGGGCGCAUCUGGUCACGACCACCCAAUGUUCCCACCCAGAGGAGUCUGGACGACGAGCUUCCUCACGCUCGUCGUUCUCGUUCUCCGACCCGCUACUACGACCCUGCCAGAGGUCGCCACCAGGAGGAGGAGUACCUGGACGACAGUGAGGUCGUCAUGAUCCACCAGUCAAUGCGAGGCAAAAGUGCUGAGUGCCUCCACACCAGGCAGCCUCGGACCCUGGAAACAACUGAAUGUCACACUCUUGGCAGGAAGCUCUCUGACAGUAGCAGGGGCCACCUCCAAGGCGGUGUGUCUCUUUCCUCCUCAGUGACGUCCUCCUCGGCCCGCAGGGUGAGGCAACUCCCGCAGCUUCCCCCCAAGGGCAACACCGCAGAACAAGGUGGGUCCCUGGUAGCAGAGGAGCGCGUUCGUCAGCUCCAGCAGAGGGUUCAUUCCAACCGGGUGUCAGCAGCCACCACUUCCAGCCAACAGGACCUGGACAGAUCCCUGAAGAACAAACGGGAGCUCUAUAAGGACCAGAGGAGGAGCAGCGAGAACAUCUCCCAUAAGUCCUCAGACAGUGAUGUCAGCGACGUGUCAGCCAUCUCUCGAACCAGCAGUGCCUCUCGCAUCAGUAGCACCAGCUACAUGUCCAUCCAGUCAGAGAGACCCAGGGGACGCUUCAGCCGGGCCAUUCGCGCGACGGGCCGCCACAUGAUGAAAAGCACCAGCGUGAGCGGCGAGAUCUACGGCAUGGAUCACGCAGACGGCAGCCAAUCAGACACGGCCCUCGGAAGCCUGGGAAGCGGAAUCAAAGAGCGGCGCAACAGCCUCAGCCAACGCGUGGUCGCCAUCCUGCCAUCCAGACGCAGCCGGAGCACCUCGCAACUCAGCCAGACAGCUCCGACAGGUAAAAAGGUCGGUAAGGGGGGCAGCAGCAGCAUACAGAGGAGCGUGGAGACUGGCAUGGCGGUGGAGUACCCACGAGGAACGACAGCCAUGAACCGGCAGGCCAGCAGAGAAUCAACCGACGGCAGCAUGAACAGCUACAGCUCUGAGGGGAAUCUGAUCUUCUCAGGGAUGCGGUUGGGUGCCGACAGUCAGUUCAGUGACUUCCUGGACGGUUUAGGUCCUGGUCAGCUGGUGGGCCGGCAAACACUGGCAACACCUGCCAUGGGUGAUGUUCAGAUCGGUUUGAUGGAUAAGAAAGGCCAGCUGGAGGUGGAGGUGAUCAGGGCACGAGGCCUUACCCAAAAACCAGGCUCCAAAUCCCUCCCAGCUCCCUAUGUCAAGGUGUACCUGCUGGAUAAUGGAUCUUGUAAAGCCAAAAAGAAAACUAAGAUUGCACGAAAGACCCUGGAGCCCCUCUACCAGCAGCAUCUGCUCUUUGAAGAGGGUCCCCAGGGCAAGGUGCUUCAGGUGAUAGUGUGGGGCGACUAUGGACGAUUGGACCACAAAUGUUUCAUGGGUGUAGCACAGAUCCUAUUGGAGGACCUGGACCUCUCAAGCACGGUGAUUGGCUGGUACAAACUGUUUCCGCCUUCCUCAUUGGUGGACCCUACAUUAGCUCCGCUCACGCGGCUGGCGUCUCAGACGUCAUUGGACAUCUCAGGACCGCCGCCCGGCGUUCGGUCCUAG
This is a messenger RNA of Scomber scombrus (Atlantic mackerel), 3063 nucleotides long. Its product is annotated as regulating synaptic membrane exocytosis protein 1-like. Gene Ontology annotation, biological process: positive regulation of synaptic transmission; regulation of synaptic plasticity; calcium ion-regulated exocytosis of neurotransmitter. The coding region runs from base 34 to 3063 and encodes 1009 amino acids. Lineage: Eukaryota; Metazoa; Chordata; Actinopteri; Scombriformes; Scombridae. Gene Ontology annotation, molecular function: transmembrane transporter binding; small GTPase binding. The transcript is spliced from 24 exons. The record is from RefSeq and is a predicted model, not a curated record. Gene Ontology annotation, cellular component: presynaptic membrane; cytoskeleton of presynaptic active zone.